Aphanomyces astaci is the source of this 1715-nucleotide messenger RNA. RefSeq lists its product as hypothetical. The transcript is spliced from 4 exons. The record is from RefSeq and is a predicted model, not a curated record. Bases 6 to 1589 code for a protein of 527 amino acids. NCBI's taxonomy places the organism in Eukaryota, Oomycota, Saprolegniomycetes, Saprolegniales, Verrucalvaceae.
CCGCCAUGUUAGCAAGUCCACUGCCGCUCCGCUCGGUGGGGUCCAAGGGGACCCCCAUCGGCACGACUACCCAACACCGCCACAGUACCCACGCUCAUACGCCCCGCCGUGACUCGCUCAGCUCUUCCGCGCAACUCACCGUCACUGUCGUCCAAGUCUCAGCGCUGCCAUUCCGCAAGGUGGUCGAGUCCUCCAUGCUUCCACAGCAUGGCCUUCGAUGCAAGUUCCAUCUGUCGGUGGGAGGGAAGGCCCUCGGCGUUGUCGGCGCCACGGCUUCGACGGCCGGCCAGGCCAACACCCUCGUGUGGCAAGAAGGAGGCGGAUCCUCGUCGAUGCAGUUGAACGUGGCCCUGUCCAGGGACUUGUGGUUGGGGAUUGACGUCUUGUGUGGCAGUUUAAUCAUCGCGUCCACAUUGAUAUCCCUUGAUGCAUUGGAGUCGCCUCCACAUGCGACAGCGUUUUGGCAUGCGCUUCAACCCCAUGGUCGCAUCGAGCUCCACAUAUCGUACAGCCCGUGCAUCGUCGACUCGAACACCGCCAGCCACCUCUCCACUGCACCUACUCGUGUUUCCUCACCUACUCGCGUGACUACCACUGCACCUAUCGCCCCAACGCUCAACCAACAACUCGUGGACGACCCGCCUCUCCUUGUCGAGGUUGAUGCUGCCAGUGUUGUAAACACCAAAGUGAGCUUGCCAUCGUCUUACUGCUAUAACGACGACGAUGCCAAUGACUCGGACGAGAGGGCCAUGUACCCCAGUCAAGACAGCGACGGCGAGCCAUCGCCCGAGAAGCAUUAUCACCACCAUCAAGCCUCAUUAUCUUCAUAUGACUCGUGUGCAUUCCGACUAAAGCAAGACCACUGGACGACCAACAAUACAGAGCCACCAAUGGCAUCGUCUUCGUCGUCGGUCCAUCCGCUAGACCAUUUACCUGCGACCACUGUAGAUGACCUCGAGGAGCACUUGGUCAACGAUGCAACGAUCCAACACAAGAUGAACCAUCAUUCUUCGUCCCCUCGAUGUCGUCCCGACGACCAACAUUCUGCCACCACCCACAUGUUUGAAUGGACGCAGCGGAUGGCGUUAAUGGAGAAGAAAACACUGGCUGCAACUCUCCAAGCAUCCAAGGACAAAUGUAGACAAGCGUGGCAUGCGUGUGAUGACGUUAGCCCUACGUCGACCUUGAUUCGAGAGCGCCGACGGUCGCUUCCGAUGCCUUCGUACGUGGGGCAUCGUCGUCCUUUCAAAUGGUGUCGGUUGAUUGGAUUCAGACCUGCAACCUGGGGAAAUAUGAAAUAUAUUUAUAUUUAUAUAUAUGAUUGUUGUCUUGGUUCCGUAGGUCAUUGUCGCCGGAGAAAUCGCCAAGUGGCUGUGCCACCGAUCCACAACAACCCCCCCAUGCAGUGUACCACCACCCCAUCGCCCCUCCCCCGAUUACUAGUAAUACUAGUAGUACAUCGUCUGGGACGUCGGCUCUGCGCCGCACACGCAGUGCGUCUGUGCGCGGGUUUCACGACUUUGCCCUCCCGCGUCGCCAACCAGUCGACGCCUGCCUUGGUAUGUCAUCAUGACAUGUCAUCACAGUGACAUAUCCGUCAUGGGGUGUUGGAAACAUGGAGUGUCAUCGAGAGUGUUGGUCUCGAAUAAUCCGUCAGAAAAUUUGGGAAAUUUGAAUAUUAUAAAAUUAAUACUACACCAUUUUCAUAUCACCGC